GUCAUGCUGCUGACCAACCGCCUCCAGUGCGCCCUCGCUUUGCUCGUCUCGGCCGCCCUGGCGCUCAGCACCGUGGCCGCUGCCCCUUCGGACCCGAGGCUCCGGCAAUUCCUGCAGAAGUCGCUAGCCGCGGCGGCGGGGAAACAGGAACUGGCCAAGUAUUUCCUAGCAGAGCUUCUCUCAGAACCGAACCAGGCAGACAAUGAAGCCCUGGAGUCAGAUGACCUGUCUCGCGGUGCUGAGCAAGACGAAGUCCGGCUGGAGCUGGAAAGGUCGGCCAACUUGAACCCACCUCUGGCGCCCCGAGAACGCAAAGCCGGAUGCAAGAAUUUCUUCUGGAAGACAUUCACAUCCUGUUAGCUUUUGAAAUUUCUUCCUUUUCCUCCCCCCCUGUACCCCAACUCAACUCUCU
Molecule: messenger RNA, 412 nt
Organism: Heteronotia binoei (common prickly gecko)
Lineage: Eukaryota; Metazoa; Chordata; Lepidosauria; Squamata; Gekkonidae
Gene: SST
Product: somatostatin
Exons: 2
Coding region: 4-360 (118 amino acids)
Biological process (GO): regulation of cell migration
Cellular component (GO): extracellular region
Molecular function (GO): hormone activity
Source: RefSeq, a predicted model, not a curated record